Molecule: messenger RNA, 883 nt
Organism: Argentina anserina (silverweed cinquefoil)
Lineage: Eukaryota; Viridiplantae; Streptophyta; Magnoliopsida; Rosales; Rosaceae
Cellular component (GO): mitochondrion
Molecular function (GO): protein-arginine omega-N symmetric methyltransferase activity
Source: RefSeq, a predicted model, not a curated record
AUGUUCACUCAAAUAUAUGAAAUUGGUGGUGGAUUAUGAACUUGUGCAAAUGGAAUCAUGGAUUACAUAUUGUUGAAUGCUCCUACAAGAGUUUACAACAAUAUGACUUACAGCUCAGUUGAAAUCAGUCCCUCACCGGCUGAGCUACAAAGAGAAACUGUUAGAGAAGUUCAUAGUCACUUAUCAAAGUUCCGAGUCGAGUGUCGUGAUGCUACUGAAACGGGAUGGGGGGAUGUGCAGCAAGAGCCAUGCUGGGUAAUAAUGCUCGAUGUACUUGAUAAUCUUCCACAUGAUCUCAUAUAUUCUGAAAAUCAAGUUUCACCAUGGAAGGAAGUUUGGGUGGAGAACCAAGAUGGGGAAACACUAUCUGAAGUGUACAAGCCAUUGCAAGACUCAAUCAUUAGGAAAUGCAUCAAGAUCAUUGACUUCGAUAAAGAACGAGAUUCUCAAAGCAGUGCAUUAUUUAAAGCAAAUAGUGUCUGGUCAAACGUUUUCCCAAAACCUCGAAGAAGUUGGCUACCAAGUGGUUGCUCGAAACUACUUGAAGUGUUACAUGGAGCCCUACCAAAGAUGUCUUUGAUUGCUUCAGACUUUAGUUACCUACCUGACGUGAAAAUACUUGGUGAAAGAGCUCCAUUGGUUUCAACGAAGGGGGAGGCUGAUAUUGAUGAUUACUGUUCUGGAUGGAAGAAGCUGCAAAAAGAUGAUUCAUCGAAAGAAGGAAAGAAGAGGCGGACAAUUAUACUUGAUACAUCUUCAUUCAUGGAAGAAUUUGGGUUGUCCUCAAGGACAAGAACUAAAGGCGGAUACAAUCCACUUUUGGAUGACUUCAAAAAUACGAAAUUCUAUUUGAGUGUGCCAACACAUAAUACUUCAUAGAAGG